UUGUGUAUGUAUUUAAUUUUGUCCCAUUCGACCUCCAUAAUAAAAGAACCACCUCAAGUUGUUCAUUUCUUUUUCUGGUUCUUGUGUUUGAUCAGUGUGCCACAUCCCAUGCCAUUACCAUGACAACCCGCAUCCAGCAGCUGGCUCAACCCAGACCUGACCGACUUCCAUAUCCUGACCGUCGUUCUGUUCACUGGCUGGACAAAUUGCCCUCGCAGAGAAGCAAACUUCCCACUGAGAAUGAGUUAACACCUCGCUUGGCUGAACUGUGCAGGAGUAAAACAUUCCAGACUCAACUCUCGCGUUCCCCAAAGUGGCAAGUGAGUGAAUCAGCUCUCAGGGCUGUAACGUCGGAGCGGUUGUGUCUUCUUGCCCAGCCCCGGGGGCCCCCUCCUACUUGGCAGCCGGCCUUACAACUGCCUACCCCUCUGAGGAAGGCAACUCAGACGGCGGUCGCCACUCCUCGGAUUUGCCAGCUCGCCCGACCUAAGACGAGGCCCCUGGUUGCGGGUCACGGAUGCCAACUCGGUACCCCCAAGAUACCCCGGAAAGCUUCAGCGCGCACAGAGCUUCUUGCCACCCCCAAGCAAGAACACCCUAAACACCAAGGUGGGCGCCCAGUGUGCUGGCCCGUGUCCCGAGCAGCCAGAACCUGUGUACCCAGUCAGAGACUCGUGGCGCUGUCCAGUCCCAAGCAAAGAAAGUCUCUCUUUGAGGGCUACAAGCAGUAUGGGGUUAGUUCUGCAGACCUCUCGCCUCUGAGAUAGCACCUCUGACAAUAUGUCUUCUUCUUG
Molecule: messenger RNA, 794 nt
Organism: Nerophis ophidion (straightnose pipefish)
Lineage: Eukaryota; Metazoa; Chordata; Actinopteri; Syngnathiformes; Syngnathidae
Product: sperm microtubule associated protein 2-like
Exons: 6
Coding region: 120-767 (215 amino acids)
Biological process (GO): spermatogenesis
Source: RefSeq, a predicted model, not a curated record